AUGUGCCGUCUGGUGGCGCGCCGUAACGACACGCCGCACCUGGUGGCGCUGCAGCCGCAGCCAGAGGUGGUCAGCGACGGCGUGCAGACGGCGCCGCCCGGCUUCCACGUCAUCUACCUGCCGUUCGCCGACGACGUCCGCCAGCUGUCGCUGCCGGCGCCGCGGCGCGCCACGGACGAGCAGAUCGAAGCCGCCCGCGCCAUCGUCACCAAACUGCGCUUCAAGUACGCGCCCGAGAAGAUCGAGAACCCCCAGCUGCAGAAGCACUGGAUCAACAUCGAGGCUUUGGCGCUGAACCGGCCUGAUGUGGAGGAGUUCACUGAUUACACCGCACCGGACGUGGAGCGGAUCAGGAAGAAGGCGGGGCCGCUGAUUGAGAAGUUCCAGGAGCUCGUGUAUCCGGAGGGGUACGACCCGCUGGCCAAGAGCAAGCCGCGGGCGCCCGCCGCCAAGCGGCCCAAGCUGGACCCCGACGCCGUGGACGUGCGCGCCCUGGCACUCGAAAAAAAGGUCCACACGACGACGAUGCCCGUGCUGAAGGCGUUCCUCCAGGACGCCGGCGUGUCCGUCAGCGGUCUGAAGAAGGCCGACCUUGUCCAGGCCGUGUACGAACAGCUGGAGCAGAAGCAGUAGCGGCCGGCGCCCCGUCAGCCGGCGGUGGGCCGGGACGGCGGGGCCACGGCGCCAGUACCCGCCGACAUGGCGGCGGUUGAGCGCUCUCGACGUGCUGCGGCUCUUCUGCCGUGUCUUUUGCUGCUUGCUUUGUGAUGAUUAUCGUUGAGUUUCUACUGAUUUUUGUACGGACUAGACCAGAGUGGUAUGUACAGUUGAGCGUGUGAUGUUUUUGUUGGAUUGGCAGUGUUUGUGGCUACAUUGGCGGUGUUCUACACGAUGUCAAGACUUUCCAUUGACUGUCUGGUGUGUGCGUGCGUGUGUGACUUGUGGAUGCCUUCAGCCACCCAGCGACCACGGGCGCUCGUGGACGGUUUUCCUGUCGUUACCGAGCAUUAUCGGACUUACAAGUGAAGUGCCUCAACUGCAACGAUCUCUGACCCGCAUAGUACAGAAAACGCACAAUACAUGCUUCGAUAAACACUCGUUUGCUGUUUGUACAGUCUGUUAAAAUGUGCGAUGUUCUUGGCCGUGUUAUGGAUUUGUUAGUGGGUUGUUGGCGUGAACAGUGUUGUUUCAGAAGAAGCCAGAAUUGGUUCGCCACAGUCGUGCAAACUUCUGCGCAGUCGCACAGGCGACAGUAGCCGAUGGGAAAUCGCCGAAUGCGUCGUUGCUUGAAGAGUCAACAGAUGGCGUUGGGUGUCAGCAAACAUUUGCGAAGCGGGAACAGCGCGCGGUUUCGGUUACGAAGUGUAAAUAAUAAAAUGUCUCAGCGGAUUAUCAUGUUGCAUGGAUUAUGCGAGUGAAGCGUUUAUUUUACCCGUCAUUUUUCGCACGCUAUUAUUGAGGGCGUUAUUGUCAGCGCCAUAGAACAAAUAGAUGUCGGAACAAGCACGCGCAUUGUCACGGUCACCGAGCGCUUAGGCAGGGCCCUGCUACGUUAAGGCCCAGCAACCUGGGCCCACUGAUGUGAUUGGGAUUUGCGUCCAGUUUCUAUCGCUAUUCGAACUGUGGGUCACAGAGCGUGCAUGAAGUAGAUGUACAAAUAUAUCAUG
This is a messenger RNA of Pollicipes pollicipes, 1667 nucleotides long. RefSeq names its product X-ray repair cross-complementing protein 5. The record is from RefSeq and is a predicted model, not a curated record. The transcript is spliced from 4 exons. Gene Ontology annotation, molecular function: telomeric repeat DNA binding; DNA helicase activity; double-stranded DNA binding. Gene Ontology annotation, biological process: double-strand break repair via nonhomologous end joining; telomere maintenance. The coding region runs from base 1 to 633 and encodes 210 amino acids. Lineage: Eukaryota; Metazoa; Arthropoda; Thecostraca; Pollicipedomorpha; Pollicipedidae. Gene Ontology annotation, cellular component: Ku70:Ku80 complex.